Molecule: messenger RNA, 1188 nt
Organism: Lytechinus variegatus (green sea urchin)
Lineage: Eukaryota; Metazoa; Echinodermata; Echinoidea; Temnopleuroida; Toxopneustidae
Exons: 5
Coding region: 278-829 (183 amino acids)
Source: RefSeq, a predicted model, not a curated record
CGACUCUCAAACGAUUUGAGGUCCUGCAGAGCUGUCAUCCGCGCUGAACAUAGUACAUGCCUUGACUAGACCUAUAAUAUACAGUGUGCGUUACACCUGUUUCGUGAAAUCAUUAUCACAGUAUAGCUUCUGCUACCAGAACACACCAGGCAUAACUCAUCAAUUAAUCUCCCGAUAUAUUUACCAGUGACAGAUAUUAGAUUGUACAACGGUAGAACACAAUACUUCGAAUACUGAUCAGUCAUCUGAUAUAUUAGCCAACAGUUGUGAAACCAAGAUGGCGUACGUCUACUCCAAUGCUCUUCAUGUUUCCAUAGCCUUAUUGCUUCUUGGUCUUAUCCAGAUUGCUUUGGAAGUCAGUUGUUUCUUUGGCUGCUAUGCAGGUUAUCAAUAUACAUACGCCUCACCGGGAUGGAGCGGAGUCUUGGCUUUUCUGACUGGUGUAUUUGGUAUCUGUAUGGUUCGAUAUUACAAAGAAAUGAUCUUGGGUAAAUGUUUCUUUAUCUUUAGUCUCCUCGUCUUGUUCGCCAGUGCAGCUUGCCUUUUCCUCGUCGCGUUCUUCGCCUGGCGAGCCGAAUACUCCCUGGCCUACGAUGCUCAAGAGAGGGCGCGUCGACGGGGACGUUCUGAGAAACUAGUAGCUACUGGUCUUGCCAUUCAUACCUGUGUGUUAUGUGUUGGUGUAUGUCUUCUUAUAUCGUCCUGCUAUGCAUCAUGGUUAAACUGCUGCUGUGAGAAAGCACCUACAAAGAAGGGUUACGGUCUUGCAUUGGAACCAGUCCGAGUGGCACAUGGGACAUCUCAUAAUCGUCAUCGGGAAAGCCCCUAAACCAAUUGGUCGACUGGGGACUCCCCUUUUCAUAGCCAUCGGGGGAAUCCCCGAGGCUAGUGGUCGACAGGGGAAUUCCCCAUAAGUGACGUCGUCAUCAUCAAUGCCAAUGCCCUGAUGCAUUUGAUUAUUAUGGUGGAAGCUGAUUGACUAUUAUGUCUGAAAAUGCUUUGUAUUUAUUUCAAGACAAGAAGGAAUAGGGGCCCGUUUCAUAAUAACUUAAAACAUAGUAACUUUGCCCUUAAUAUCGAAAUACCAUGUAAACUUUUAUUUUAAUUUGCUGCUGAGCAAUGUUAUAAUAUAGUAGUUGCCAAAAUAGCAAAACUGCCAUAUUUGCCCCUGGAAGUACAGUCCCCUCU